UACAUGAAUAAUCGAAAAACUUUUGCUCAUCGUAAAAUAUAAACAUUCAUCUCGCGCGUCAAUAGAGAGAGAGAGAGAGAAGAGUUUUGCACAUCUCGGCAAUUAUAACAAUCAAAUGUAUUUUAAAUAAUAAUAAUGACAAAUAAAACAAAUAACACGUGCGUAUUUUCCUGUUCUCGGAAUUUUUGUUUUCAAUCUAAAAACAAUUAUUUCUUGCAAUCAAGCGCAGAUGCUUUGUACAAAGAUAACUCGCUAAUUUUUAUUGCACGUAACGAGAAAAAUCGAUUGCAAAAAAAAAAAAGAGGAUAUAGAGUCGAAGAUUGACCUCACCGGAAUUAACUUUUGCCGGCAUGUCAGUCCGUGCGAAGAACAGCCGUCACGUGCCAGGAGUUUAUAAAAAAAAAAAAAAGCAAUCGCGCGACCUCGCUAGAGACAAUCUCGGCAAGUCGGGCAAGUCCAUGCAAAGGUGCAACAGUUGGAGUCAAGGCGAGGUAGCGCAUAGUUUCUCCUUGCGUCUUGAAAUCGAUAUUCGCGAUUAACCGCGCGAAAAGUACGUAAAUACGAGAAAAUAGCGAGAAGUCGCUCGUAUUCGACCGCGGGUCGCGAAUCACCUCGCAUCGUACAACCCUCGAAGCGACUCUUCUUAUUUUUUCUUCUUUUUCUCUCUUUCGGGGGUGAGACGCAGCUCCGCCUCGUUGCAGAGCGCGCGGUAGCGCGCGAUUUAUUAUUUAGCGGGAAUAUAAUCGAUGGCUUACGGAUUAUACCGUGUAACCGGUGUAGAUCCUUCGCAAUAGUCGUCAUUUUCGCGAUGGUGCCCGCGUCGCGAAGCAGGAAGAGCCGCACGUUCCCUACCGCCGCUGCGAAUCGGCGGCUCGUGAAGUUUCUCGGGUGAAAAUAACGAAAAAAAAGAAAAAAAAAACGGUCGUUCGUUCGUUGUGCGACGAAAUCAUGCUGGCGAGAUUCAGAAACAGCUUUCGCUGCGUCCUGCCGAGAUGCCCGACUGUCCGUAUUCCAGGGAUGGAGAAGCCGGAGUCCUCCGGGGAGGCCGAGAGCGCCGUCGAGCUCGAGGAUCGGGAUCCCAACAGCCUCAACCAGCAUCUUCAGGUGAUGUGGGAUGACGUGAUCGGAGAACCGGAGGGCAUCCGCAGUCCCGAAUGCGCCUGGCGACUCAGCGGCCACUGCUUCCGAUUAUCACGGGGAUGCUGUUACGUGUUCAUGUCAGUUCUUGUGGCACCUCUGCUCGCCCUCUGUUUGGGAUUCACGUUCGCCUGCCUCGCGUUCCAGCAUAUAUGGUGUGUGGCUCCGUGUUUGCGCGUGUGGAAGAUCACGUGCGCGGCGACGCGAAAUUUCCUGGCGGCACUGACGCAGGCGGUGAUUCGACCGAUCGUGGAGGCGUUCGGCUACCUCUGCCACAAUAUUCGCGUAUUCAAUCAAAAGCUACCGGACGGUCCCAUUAUAAAAGAAGACUUGCUGGUCGUGUGACUUUGAUUAGAAUUCGCGGUAGCUUUUUUAGCUCUUUAUUUUUUGUUCCCUCGCUAUCAGUUUUUUAAUAUUCACUUUAACACGACGUUAAAUACAUAUGUAUAUAGCGCAUUAAUCGUGACGCGCGUUUAAAGCGCAUUUAAAGCGAAAAUCGUUUAAAUUAACUUCUUCGGUCUAGUCUAGUCUCUCUGCAAAAAGGAGUCGACAAUUUCUCGACUAAAUAAAAACAAGUUAUUAUUAAUAAUAAUGAACGUAUAUUGCGAAUCGUUUUCUAUAAAAAUAUAAAU
Messenger RNA from Pseudomyrmex gracilis, 1769 nucleotides. RefSeq names its product caveolin-3-like. NCBI's taxonomy places the organism in Eukaryota, Metazoa, Arthropoda, Insecta, Hymenoptera, Formicidae. Gene Ontology annotation, cellular component: caveola. The record is from RefSeq and is a predicted model, not a curated record. The transcript has 3 exons. Gene Ontology annotation, biological process: caveola assembly. The coding region runs from base 949 to 1482 and encodes 177 amino acids. Gene Ontology annotation, molecular function: molecular adaptor activity.